Molecule: messenger RNA, 1680 nt
Organism: Trichosporon asahii var. asahii CBS 2479
Lineage: Eukaryota; Fungi; Basidiomycota; Tremellomycetes; Trichosporonales; Trichosporonaceae
Product: carboxylesterase-lipase family protein
Exons: 2
Coding region: 1-1680 (559 amino acids)
Source: RefSeq, a predicted model, not a curated record
AUGACCACCCAGACCCAGAAGAGCGAGGUCGUCGACACACCCGCGCCAGGCGACACUUACCGCCCCAUCACAAUCCCCGCCGGCGACCAUGGAACCCUGCGGGGUAUCGAGAUCGUCGCCUCGGACGGCACAGCGCGAGCGCGCCGAUUCUGCCAAGUGCCCUAUGCUCAAGCGCCGGCUGGCGAGCUGCGAUGGAGGAAGCCUGUUCCCCUCCCCAACGACCAUGACUGGAGCGGCGUCGAGGGAGACAAGUUCGGAUACAUCGCCCCGCAGCCGACGUACGUCAUGAAGAACGAUGCGGGGGACGAGUUCCCUUCUGGCGUCCCCGGAGCAGUGGCGAACGAGGACUCGCUCACGUUCAACGUUUGGACGCCGCCGGGUGAGCCACCCGCCGGCGGCUGGCCGCUGUUCGUGUGGAUCCACGGCGGAUGGCUGCAGAUCGGCGCCAGUGGUAUGACGGACCGGACCGACCCCAGCUGGGGACUGGGUGACGGAGCGCUCAAGGCAGUAGUGGUCAUGCCGGCGUACCGACUCGGUCUGUUCGGCUUCCUGGCGAGCGAGGAGAUCCGCGCCGAGAACGACGAUGGAACAGCAGGCAACUUUGGCUUCUGGGACCAGCGCCUCGCCCUCGAGGUCAUCAAAGCGAAUGCGGCCAUCUUCGGCGCUAACGGGGACAACCUCACGCUCGGAGGACUGUCCGCGGGCGCCUACUCUGCCCAGAUGCAGAUCGCGUACGACCUGCGCCAACCGCAGCCGAUCGUGAAGCGUCUCAUGCUUUGGAGCAACACGCUCCCGGCGCAGCCGAAGAGUCUCGCAGAGUCGCAGCCUGGAUUCGACGGUCUCUGUGAGAAGUUCGGCGUAACUGGCUCCGGCGAGGAGAAGAUGAAGAAGCUCCGCGCGAUCCCGAUGCAGGACCUGGUCGACGCGGUGCUCCAGCUCAAGAUCCACACCUUCCGUGCCGUCACCGACGACGCCUUCAUUCCCUCCGACCUGUAUGCGAGCUUCCACGAUGGCCGCCUCGCCGCCGCGCUUAAGAAGUAUAACAUUCCCGUCCUCCUGGGUGAGGUGGCAGAGGAGGAGCUGCUGUAUGGAGUGACAAACCCGCCUUCGUCGCGGGCAGACCUCCGAACCCAGCUGGACAACUACUAUUGUCCUGCGGUUGUGCAACGCCUCCUCGACUAUUACGACCCGCAGCUGCCUCCUGACCAGGGCGAACUGGAGCGCGGCUCAGAAGAGUGGAAAGCCCUCCGCGCCAAGUUUGGCGAGAUCACGGCCAGCGGUCAGGUCUACGUCCCCGAGCGCGCACUCGUGCGCUCCCUGGUCGCCGGCGGCGUGGACCCCAACAACAUCCUGCGGUACCGCGUUGCGUGGAAGCCAGACGCAUACGCCAAGAUCUCCCUGUUCGGAGAACACGUCACGCAUGCGGAUGACUAUUGGUGUUGGUGGUACGGUGCGCGCUUCGGGUGGACCGAGAAGGACAAGAAGGUCAACCGCGAGUGGCUCGCGCCGCUCCAGCUCUUCCUCGAGGGACGGCACGAGGAAGCUGCGAAGGAGUGGUACCAGGGCAAAGAUGCCGAUGGGCGCAAACUGAGGGAGAUCCGCGAGGGCAAGAUUGGUGUCGCCGAGGAUGACCGUUGGGACGAGUGCAUGCGCAUCGCGGAUGCUAUUGCGGGCAAGUAG